UCGACGGAAGACAGUAAAACAAAAUUUGAUUGAUUUCAUUGUUUUUGAUCGAAUUUCCCGAGAAAAAUCAUGUUAGUGCUCGUCUUGGGAGACCUUCACAUUCCUCAUCGGUGUGGCAAUCUACCGCUAAAGUUCAAAAAACUCCUUGUGCCUGGGCGGAUUCAUCACAUCCUCGUAACUGGAAAUCUCUGCACCAAAGAGUCCCACGACUAUUUGAAGACCUUGGCAUCCGACGUGCACAUCGUUCGUGGCGAUUUCGACGACAACCCGAGUUAUCCGGAACAGAAAGUCGUCACAGUCGGACAAUUUCGCAUCGGUUUAGUUCACGGUCAUCAAGUAAUUCCAUGGGGAGACCCGGAUUCGUUGGCAAUAAUUCAGCGACAAUUGGAUGUCGAUAUUCUCAUUAGUGGGCAUACGCACAAAUUCGAGGCGUACGAGCACGAAAAUAAGUUUUACAUCAAUCCGGGAUCCGCUACGGGCGCUUAUAAUCCCGUCGCCGAUCCGAGCAACAUUAUUCCGUCGUUCGUGCUGAUGGAUAUUCAGAGUUCGACAGUUGUUACGUACGUUUAUCAGUUAGUGGGAGACGAAGUCAAGGUUGAACGGAUCGAAUACAAGAAGAGCUAAGCAUUUUUUCGUGACAUUUAAUCAAAUUUCUUACAUUAAUCGCAAUAAAAAUGAAAAAAAGUUUAUGUAUUCUCAUUAA
Molecule: messenger RNA, 703 nt
Organism: Culicoides brevitarsis
Lineage: Eukaryota; Metazoa; Arthropoda; Insecta; Diptera; Ceratopogonidae
Product: vacuolar protein sorting-associated protein 29
Exons: 2
Coding region: 70-624 (184 amino acids)
Biological process (GO): intracellular protein transport; retrograde transport, endosome to Golgi
Cellular component (GO): endosome; retromer complex
Source: RefSeq, a predicted model, not a curated record